CAAGCAAAGCAAAAAUAUAACAGAUGCAUUCAGACAUCAUCAUUUCUAUUUAUAACUCUAUAAAUAUCUUCAAAGAGACAGAUUCCAAGAAAAGGUAUCAUAGAGGAAGAUGUUCUUUUUCUUGAAAUCUUUGUCAAGAUCAGUCCAUGAUGGAGAGCACCAUCAAGAACCAGAGAUCAAGAUUACCGAUGGGAUUGGGACGUCUACUUCACUAACAGUGUGGAGAAAGUCGCUUAUAAUUAGUUGCAAUGGAUUUACAGUGAUUAAUUCACAUGGAGAUUUAGCUUAUCGGGUUGACAAUUAUAUUGUUCAUCCUGAUGAACUUAUUCUCAUGGAUGGCUCUGGGAAAUCCAUUCUCACAAUGCAUCGUCGCAAGAAGCUUGGAUUGGGAGAUGGCUGGCUUGUCUUUGAAGGAGAAACGAGUGGAUGUUGUUCUAGAAAGAAAUUAUCAAAGAAGCCAAUUUGGAGUGUAAAGAAGAACAUUAACAUUCUGCAAACAAAUCAGAAUGUGCUUGCAUAUGUUUUUCGAGGAAACACAGAGAAGAGGCAUUCAUACGUAAUAGAAGGUUCGUAUACACAGAGAUCAUGUAAAGUAGUGGAUGAGACAAGAAGGGUGGUGGCAGAGAUCAAGAGGAAAGAAGCCAUAAGUGGAGGAGUUUCUUUUGGGGUAGAGGUUUUUCUUUUGGUUGUACAGCCAUGGUUUGAUCCUGGAUUUGCUAUGGCUCUGGUUUUGUUGUUAGAUCAAAUGUUCUCAUGAAUUUGUAAUGCUUGUUUCUGAGAUUAGAAUAUAUAGGUUAGGCUGUGUUUGCCUGUUUGGUAUAUAUCCCUAUGAAUUAUUGAUAGAGAAGGAAUUAAGAAAAACCAAAAUGAGAUGAUGAAAUGCCCAUCUGAUCUUGAGAAGGGAUUGCUGCUA
Molecule: messenger RNA, 913 nt
Organism: Hevea brasiliensis (rubber tree)
Lineage: Eukaryota; Viridiplantae; Streptophyta; Magnoliopsida; Malpighiales; Euphorbiaceae
Product: protein LURP-one-related 17-like
Exons: 2
Coding region: 110-757 (215 amino acids)
Source: RefSeq, a predicted model, not a curated record